This is a messenger RNA of Suillus fuscotomentosus, 2649 nucleotides long. RefSeq lists its product as uncharacterized. The coding region runs from base 1 to 2649 and encodes 882 amino acids. Gene Ontology annotation, molecular function: structural constituent of ribosome. Gene Ontology annotation, cellular component: ribosome. The transcript is spliced from 10 exons. Gene Ontology annotation, biological process: translation. NCBI's taxonomy places the organism in Eukaryota, Fungi, Basidiomycota, Agaricomycetes, Boletales, Suillaceae. The record is from RefSeq and is a predicted model, not a curated record.
AUGUCCAAACGCGCUGGAUCUGGUGGCGAUGAACCACCCUCAAAGCGUCACUGCUCGAUUGAUGUCCAAGCAAACCAGGCAGUACCACCGGCACUGUACAAUAACGAUGAAUGGGCAGAGCCUCGACGCCUGCUCUUCUCCGGUGAUGAAGAUAACGCCAAAUCCUUAGAAAACUUCACCAAGCUGUGGAAAACUCACAUACCCAAUCCACCAGAAAAGUCUUCCGUUUCUAUCCCUGCAUCGAGGAGGAACGGCUACUCGUCAAGUUCACGUGCUCAAAAAUCGCACAAGUUAUCCAAAGCUGCUUCUAAGUUCAUCGCUGAUAAGGCCGAUGUUGGUGAUGAUGAAGAGGAGGAAGAGGAGUAUGAUGGAGAAGAUUGGGACAGACCUUCUAUGCAGUCGCCAAUAGUCACAAGUUUGCCAGGAAUGUCGGUGAAACGGAGGUUGGCAGCAACCUUUGACGACAUGGCGACUCGGUUUGAACAACAUUUGCCCAGCUCAUCUGAAGACAAUCUCGCCUACAGAAGUCCCGAAAGCAGGAUGUAUUUACUUCAUGUUCAAAGGACUACCACUCAAUAUGUUGCUGACCACCUUCGGAGGAAGGAAUUUCCCAUGAUCGUGUCAGCCUGGUCAGCAGGACAGCUUUACGUGGUGGCGGAUAGCCCCGUGACGAUUGCAAAGUCCUUGCCCCUAUCUCUUUAUCUCGCUGUGAAAGAGUACUCCCGUAUUGCCAUGGAAGAACGCACGCAGUCCGAGUUUCCUCAACAAGCAUGGGUGAGGAUCAAGGGCAGUAAGUACAGGGGCGACAUCGCACAAGUUUUCGAGCAACUGCCGAAUGGUCUGGUCACAGUCUCAAUUGUUGCGCGCAAUUUCCCCUAUUCCAUGCCUUCAGGAUCUCGAGCGCUUAUCCAGCGAUCUCUCCUUCCGAACCAGAAGAGUGUUUCCGACAUCAUUUGCGAUGACGAAGUUGUGGAAUGGAAAUACAAGGGAGAAAGCUACUACAUGGGCCUGCUGCUCAAGAACUUUCACCACGACAGACUAGAACUCGUCACAUCCCCUCAUGUCGAUGACAUUCGGCUACACCUGGACACCGGAUGGAAUCAACCGUUUUUGAACGAAACUGUGGUCAUGUUUUCGCUGCAGUUCCUGCGCGUGGGCGAUUGGGUGAGAGUCGUCAAAGGCUCUCUUCGUGGAGAGCUUGGUCAGGUCGUCUCAACUGAUCAUACUUUGGGGACCCUAAGUAUGCAAUUGGCUUUUGAUGGGCGUCUCAAGGAGAUGGAAGUUCGACUCAAAGACAUCGAACAGAUCUUUCGAGUCAGCGAUACUGUAAGAGUGGUGGCUGGUUCAUACUUGGGCUUGGAAGGCCAUAUCAUUCAAAUAUGCGGUGACAUGUUUCACCUUUGUCAACAUGCCACCAACGAGCAGGUGGAAGUGUCUAAGUACUACUUAGAUCAAUGUCCGUUGAACCACACGGUGCACUCACAGUUCCCAAUGCAGCAAGAUUUCGAACCUUCCGAGUUGGACUCCAUUCAAAUAGGAGAUUUCAUAGAAGUCUUGGACGGUGAGCACAUGGGGAAGCGCGGAGUCGUGGACUGGCUUGCUAAGGGGGACAACAAACUAUGGUUCCGGGAUAUUUUGAGUAUGGAAAGCAUCGAGUCCAGUGGUGGAUUGUCAAGUCUCUCAGUUCCCAUAGCAAUAGUUCAGCGGACGGACCUGACUGCAACAAUUCAAUACACGAAGGAAAGGGGUUAUGACGUCAGACCUGGAGACAUUGUGACUGUCAUCAAUGUUCCAAUUGGAUUCGUUAUGAAAGUGCGCAACACCGCCUUGGACUCUUUCAAGAAGGAUAUUGGUCAAGAAGUUUUCAUCAUUGGAGGUGGCCAUAAGGGCUAUCGAGCCACACUCUAUAGUCUUGGCGUCGAGGCUUGCACUGUCGCUAUUCAUGGGCAGAAGCGUAUCACAGUCAAACUUUGCGAUGUUGUUACCAAGUAUGGAAUGCGGCUAAACGGGGCGAUGCUUGAAGGCCUGGAGUUGAUUUCGUUCUGCGUCAUGCGGAAAAAAUUGUACUUGGCACCACCAUGUCAGAGCACCACACCACCUUUCGAAAAAAUCCCCUCCAGCUCCUCGACUUCCAUCAUGGAACCCAUUCCCUCGUCAUCUGAUCCUUCAUUGAGCGUUAAUCCAAACACAUCAACAUCCGACCCAUGGACUGUUGAUAAACUCGAUACUCAAGACAAUAUUGACGUCGGAGCAGAGAAACUCUCAGACAGCAGCCCGCUAGCUUGGUUGAUGACCAAGGAGUUUUUUUCGACGUUUUUCAACCAUCACGCAAUGUUAAAGGUCUCACCGAUCUUUGAUGCAUCGCUGUCCAAGCGAUUUGUAUCUAUGCCUUGUCCUGACCCGUUCUGUGGCGAGAAUGGACCUGCACCGGAGGGAUGCAUUGCAGCAUACUGCACAUCCAACAAUGCGGGCGCAAAAAUGAAACACUAUCACAUUCCUGCCAUGUAUCUGAGCCCUGCCCUUCCACGUAAGAAGAAUCAGAAGUGUCUUAUUCUGGCCAGGGCUCAUCGUGGGCUGGUCGGAACCGUCACGAAAUGUAGCAUCAAAGCAAUCUUGCUGAUAUUAGUAUCACCCCUACAAUUACUGUAA